Leptinotarsa decemlineata (Colorado potato beetle) is the source of this 694-nucleotide messenger RNA. RefSeq names its product zinc finger protein 596-like. Lineage: Eukaryota; Metazoa; Arthropoda; Insecta; Coleoptera; Chrysomelidae. The record is from RefSeq and is a predicted model, not a curated record.
UCGAAGUGAUAAUUUGAAAGUUCAUGAACGGACUCAUACUGGAGGACAACAGUUCCAGUGUGGAAUCUGUGGGAAAUCUUUCAGUCGAAGAGAAAAUUUGAAUCGUCAUGAGCGAGCUGGUGCAUUCAUAUACCUGACAAUGGCCAACAAUGAUGAGAUUCAUACUGGAGGACGACCAAAGUGCGAAAUCUGCUCGAAAUCUUUCGCUAAUAAACAAACUUUGAAAGUGCAUGAGAGAAUCCAUACCGGAGAAAAACUGUUUCAAUGUACAUUCUGUCUGAAAUCUUUCACACAAACUCAGACUCUGAAACGUCACGAAAGGAGUCAUUCUGGAGAAAAACCUUUUCAGUGUGGAACAUGUUUGAAAUUCUUCAGUCGCAGCGAUAGUUUGAAAGUUCAUGAACGGACUCAUACUGGAGAACAACCGUUUCAGUGUCGCAUUUGUUUCAAAUCUUUCACUCAAGCUAAUACUUUGAAGAAUCAUGAAAGGAGUCAUACUGGAGAGAAGCCAUUUCAGUGUUCACUAUGUUUGAAAUCUUUCACUCAGAAGAAAUAUUUGAAAAUCCACGAAAGAUGUCAUACUGGAGAGAAGCCCUUCCAGUGCUGUAUAUGUUUGGAAGUUUUCAGUCGGAGUGAUAGUUUGAAAGUUCACUUACAGAGGCAUACUGAAGGAUGUCAUUUUCUUGCUUUUUGA